Messenger RNA from Microplitis mediator, 1931 nucleotides. It is a transcript of the gene Spt-I, whose product is annotated as serine palmitoyltransferase 1. The record is from RefSeq and is a predicted model, not a curated record. NCBI's taxonomy places the organism in Eukaryota, Metazoa, Arthropoda, Insecta, Hymenoptera, Braconidae. Gene Ontology annotation, cellular component: endoplasmic reticulum. Bases 88 to 1494 code for a protein of 468 amino acids. The transcript is spliced from 2 exons. Gene Ontology annotation, molecular function: pyridoxal phosphate binding; serine C-palmitoyltransferase activity. Gene Ontology annotation, biological process: sphingosine biosynthetic process; ceramide biosynthetic process.
ACAAAAGUUUGCCACAUAGUUUCUAAGGUUAUAAAUCUAUCAAAACUAUCACUAAUUAAUAAGUAAAUAUAAAUAUAAAUAAUUAUAAUGAGUGCGAAAUUUAUUUUACUGGAAACAAUUGAUAUUUUUGGAAUUUUUCCUCACUAUCAAACACUACUCGGUGCAUUUUUGGUUCUCUGGUUAAUUUGGCUGUUUGCAAAACGUCGUUUCAAUGCCGUGAGUUCACCAAAGCACCCGACCGACGAAGAAGUCCAAGCAAAAUUAUCAACCUGGCACCCGGAGCCUCUGAUAGCAGAGUCACCGGCUCACCCGUCACUGAAACCUCGACUGAUAUCAUCAGUGUCCGGGAAGCGGAUCAUCGUCGACGGUAAAGAUUGUCUCAACUUAGGAAGUCAUAAUUAUCUAGGUCUACUGGGUGACGAACGCAUCAAAGAAAGAGCGACCGCGACUGUUCAAAAAUAUGGAGUCGGUUCAUGCGGUCCCCGGGGAUUCUACGGCACCGUCGACGUACAUCUCGAACUGGAGGAACGUCUCGCCAAAUUCAUGGAGGCCGAGGAAGCCAUUGUCUAUUCCUACGGCUUCAGUACGAUAGCAUCAGCAAUUCCCGCUUAUUGCAAACGCAAAGACAUCGUUUUCGCAGAUGAAAAAGUCAACUUCGCUAUACAGAAAGGUCUAGAUGCUUCGCGGUCACCGAUACGUUACUUCAAACACAACGAUGUCGAGGACUUGGAACGUCUGCUGAUGGAACAAGCGGCUGUUGAUAGAAAGGACACCAAGAAGGCGGGUAAAAUAAGAAGAUUUUUGAUUGUCGAGGGAAUUUACAUCAACACUGGGCUCGUUUGUCCGCUUCCUGAGCUGGUGAAACUCUGCAGGAAAUAUAAAUUACGUAUUUUUGUUGAUGAGUCCAUUUCAUUUGGAACAUUGGGUAAAACUGGUAAAGGUGUCACUGAAUAUUUUGGAGUUCCACGUCAUGAAGUUGAUAUGAUUAUGGGUUCACUGGAAUGGGCAGUAGGUUCAAUAGGAGGCUUCUGCGUUGGCUCGACCUUCGUAAUCGAGCACCAGAGAUUAUCAGGACUCGGUUACUGUUUCUCAGCAUCACUGCCCCCGUUGCUGACAGCAGCGGCAAUAAAGUCUCUGGACAUAAUGGAGGAGGAUCCCGGAGUAUUUAAGAAACUCCAAGACAAUUGUCUGGUGAUCCAGGAAAAACUGAAGGGGCUGAAGCAUUUCGAGGUCUCGGCACUGCCGGAGUCUCCAGUAAAACACUUGUUCCUGAAGAAUACUUUCGCCAGAGCUGAAGAGCAGGAGCUGCUCAGCAAAAUCAGCGACAGAUGUAUCGAUAAUAAUCUGGCGGUGAUACAACCGGUUUACUUGGAAGCUGAACGUCAACUUCCGCGUCCUAGUUUACGUUUAUGCGCAUCAAGUAAUUUUGACAGCGACGACAUUGAAUUUAUUUUUGAGACUUUGGAAAAGUGUUCGAAAGAAAUUUUAGAUUAAUUAUUACUCUUGUAAAAAUCUUGACAAAGCUUGAAAUUUUUUAUGAUCCAGAAGUUAACAGACGAUUUACAUUUUUAGAUUUUUUUUCAACAAUUCAAUUACGAAAAAAAAAAAAAAAUAAAAAUGCACAUGUAGAAAAUUUAAUAAACUGUAGGUGCAAUUUUUAAAAAUAUUUUUUUUUAAUUAUUUAUCGUUUUGAAAAAAGUCCUAAAGUUAUAAGACGUCGGCUAACUUCAGUAUCAUAAUUUUUUCGAGCUUUUUUCAAUCAAUAGACAAAUUCGUUAUCGAAAAAAUCGAACAAUUUAUCAAACAGUUAAUUGCAUAUCAAUUGAAUAGAAUAAAAUUGCAGGCCAGUAUUUUUUAUAGACUACAAUUCAAGUAUUUAAAAAAAUAUAUAAAUGUGUCUGUUUUUUUGCUUAAUAAUAAAAAGUAAACAC